This is a messenger RNA of Durio zibethinus, 1097 nucleotides long. The record is from RefSeq and is a predicted model, not a curated record. NCBI's taxonomy places the organism in Eukaryota, Viridiplantae, Streptophyta, Magnoliopsida, Malvales, Malvaceae.
AGAAAGUAAUAAGAGAGCGAAAUCAGAAGGGCACCUAAUUCGACACAAACAAGUAAAAAAUGGCCGCCGACGCCGCUGCCACUGCCAGUGCAUCUUCUUCGGUGACGGAGGAGGAGCUGACACUGACAAUAAAAUGGAGCGGUAAAGAGUACACGGUUCAAGUUUGUGGCGAUGACUCAGUUGCCGAGUUGAAACGAAGAAUCUGCCAACUCACCAACGUUUUACCCAAAAGACAGAAGCUUCUUUACCCCAAAAUCGGCAACAAACUCUCUGAUGACUCCUUUUUGCUCUCCCAACUUCCCCUCAAAUCCUCUGUCAAAAUGACCAUGAUUGGCACUGUCGAAGAUGAUAUAAUUGUUGAUCCAGUUGAGACUCCCGAGAUUAUUGAUGACUUUGAACUUGGCCAAGAUGAAGCUGUUGACAUUAAAGAUAAAGAGGUUAACAAGCAGAAACUUAAGAGACGCAUAGAUCAAUAUAAGAUUGAACUGAAAGCUCCAUGCCGUAAAGGAAAGAAACUGCUUGUUUUGGAUAUUGACUAUACUUUAUUUGAUCACCGGUCCACAGCUGAGAAUCCACUUCAACUCAUGCGGCCUUAUCUUCACGAGUUUCUUACAGCUGCUUACGCAGAGUAUGAUAUCAUGAUUUGGUCUGCGACCAACAUGAAAUGGGUUGAAUUGAAGAUGGGACAGCUUGGAGUACUUAACAAUCCAAACUACAAGAUCACAGCCCUCCUAGACCAUUUAGCAAUGAUCACUGUUCAAUCAGAUUCUCGUAGAAUCUUUGAUUGCAAACCACUUGGUUUGAUUUGGGCUCAGUUUCCUGAAUUUUACAAUUCAAAGAACACUGUAAUGUUUGAUGAUCUGCGAAGAAAUUUUGUGAUGAACCCACAGAAUGGUUUGACAAUUAAGCCAUUCAGGAAAGCUCAUGCAAACAGAGACACUGACCAAGAGCUUGUAAAGCUCACCCAGUACUUGUUAGCCAUUGCAGAUCUCGAUGACUUGAGUGCCCUUGACCAUAGUAAUUGGCAGUUAUUCACUGAGGACAGUGCCAAAAGACGCAGGCAUGCCUGACGUACAUUGACACGCAGAGAAAUUUCA